Sphenostylis stenocarpa is the source of this 645-nucleotide messenger RNA. NCBI's taxonomy places the organism in Eukaryota, Viridiplantae, Streptophyta, Magnoliopsida, Fabales, Fabaceae. The record is from the annotation of a GenBank genome assembly.
AUGAGCAGGAUUUGUAUUAUGUGUUUCAAUUCUCAUAUUAUUUUUGUAAUUGUUCUUGCUUUUUUCGUGCGCAUAUCAUCUCAGGUUGGUUCAAAGGUAGAAUUGCUUCCUGGGUUUGAAGGGCCUCUUCCUUUUGAACUGGAAACAGGGUAUGUAGGAUUGGGAGAAACAGAUGAUGAUAUGCAAGUGUUUUACUACUUUAUCAAGUCAGAGAAUGACCCUGCAAAAGACCCUCUUAUGCUUUGGCUUUCUGGAGGUCCUGGUUGCUCUGCAUUUUCGCCUCUUGCCAUUCAAAUAGGUCCACUUGCAUUCAAGAUUGAAGAGUAUAAUGGGAGCUUGCCAAAUUUGAUCUUGAGGCCACAGUCCUGGACGAAGGUAUCUAGCAUUAUUUUCGUAGAUUUGCCCCUAGGAACAGGAUUCUCAUAUGCCAAAAAUGUCAGCGCUCACAGGAGUGACUGGAAGUUAGUUCACCAUACCCAUCAAUUUCUUAGGAAGUGGCUGAUCGACCACCCAGAAUUUAUUUCCAAUGAAUUUUACAUGGGAGGUGAUUCAUAUUCUGGCAUACCUGCCCCUGCCAUUGUUCAAGAAAUUUCAAAGGGAAAUGAAAUAGGUCUCCAACCAAUUAUAAAUCUCCAGUUAUCUUGA